UUAAAAAAUAUUCAGCUUCAUUCUUAUUUCAUUUCUUCCUCACUCUCUGUAUUAUCUAAACUAAAACAACAACAGCAGGAGUACGUAGUGGUGUUCGUUAAUGGCGGAAGAAGGGGAGCCUGCAGUAGUUUCAAAUAAUAACAAUUCGUCCUUGUCAUUAUCAUUAUCCCCUUCUCUUGAUCAUCAUCAUUACCAUAACCACCAACAAAUUCAUCAUCAAAGAUCUAAUAAUAAUUAUAACAAAGAUUUGGAUUCUCUCAUCUCUUCUUGCUACUCCAUCACUCUCAAGUUCAUUGAUGUUUGUUACGGUGUAAAGCAAGAGAACAAGAGAAGUUGUAUAACGAGUAUAUUUAGUGGUGGUGGUGAUCAAAAAUCAAGCGAUCAUCAUCGUCAUGAUAGAAUGAUCUUAAAUGGGGUUACAGGAAUGGUAUCACCAGGAGAAAUCUUAGCUGUUCUUGGUCCAUCAGGAAGUGGGAAAUCAACGUUUCUAAAUGCAGUAGCAGGGAGAUUAGGCAAGAACGCGUACACUGGAUCAAUUCUUGCUAAUGGUAGAAAACUAAACAAAGCCAUCUUAAGAAAAACAGGAUUUGUAACACAAGAUGAUGUUCUUUACCCACAUCUAACAGUGAAAGAAACACUAGUAUUCUGUUCAUUACUGAGAUUACCAAAUUCAUUAACCAAGAAGGAGAAAACAAUUGUGGCAGAAUCAGUAAUUAGUGAACUGGGUUUGGGUAAAUGUGAGAAUACAAUCAUAGGUAACAGUUUUAUAAGAGGUGUAUCAGGAGGAGAAAGGAAAAGAGUUAGUAUUGGACAUGAGAUGUUGAUAAACCCUAGUUUAUUACUGUUAGAUGAACCCACAUCUGGACUUGAUUCAACUGCUGCACAUAGAUUGGUACUGACUUUAGGUUCAUUGGCUUCAAAGGGUAAGACUAUCAUUACUUCGAUGCAUCAACCAAGCAGCAGAAUUUAUCAAAUGUUUCAUUCGGUACUUGUUCUUUGUGAGGGAAGGUGUAUUUAUUUCGGGAAAGGUUCAAAUGCUAUGGAUUAUUUUUCUUCGAUUGGAUUCUCUCCUUCUUUUCAGAUGAAUCCAGCUGAUUUCCUUCUUGAUCUUGCUAAUGGAGUAUGCCAGCAUGAUGCUCAAACUGAAGGGGACAAACCGAACGUGAAACAAACCCUUGUAACCUCGUACAACAGUUUGUUAGCUCCAAUAGUGAGAGCCUCGUGUAUGGAAUCUACAACCAGCAACAUAGUCAUGGGAAGUCCGAAAUUUCCACAAGAUACCAAGAAAAGAAUAAACAGGACAAGAUAUAACAGCAAUGCCAAUUGGUUCAACCAAUUUAUGAUUCUCCUUCAAAGGAGCUUAAAGGAAAGACGAUAUGAGUCAUUCAAUUCGCUAAGGGUUUUUCAGGUGAUUGCCGCGUCCAUAUUAGCUGGUUCAAUGUGGUUCCAUUCGAAUAUCUAUGAUGUACAAGAUCGGUUGGGUUUACUCUACUUCAUUGUUAUCUUCUGGGGUGUUCUUCCUUCCUUUAAUGCAGUUUUUGCGUUUCCUCAAGACCGUGCAAUCUUCAUUAAGGAACGUUCAUCAGGAAUGUACACUCUUUCAUCGUACUUCAUGGCUCGAAUUGUGGGUGAUCUUCCUAUGGAGCUUAUUCUCCCUACUGUAUUCGUAAGUGCAACGUAUUGGAUGGCGGGGUUGAGGCCCGACUUUUGUUCCUUUCUGUUAACCUUAGGAGUGUUAUUAGGGUAUGUAAUGGUGGCUCAAGGACUUGGACUUGCAUUAGGUGCAGCAAUAAUGGAUGCCAAACAAGCUUCAACAAUUGUCACGGUGACAAUGUUGGCCUUUGUUCUUACAGGUGGAUUUUAUGUUCAUAAGAUUCCGGGUUGUUUAGCUUGGCUCAAGUACACAUCCUUUACUUACUAUGGUUAUCGACUAUUAAUCGACAUUCAAUAUGGAGAGAGCAGUGGAGUUUCAUCGAUCUUGGAUUGCUCUCACCAUAACAGCAUGAAAGCUAACUGUAAGCAAAUUAUGGAAGACGAAGUUCGUCCAUUGGUGAGUUUGAGUGCAAUGGUGUUUAUGUUUGUCGGUUACCGUCUGCUAGCUUAUGCAGCUUUGAGACGCAUUAAGGCUUAGACUUCGUUGAUGCAUUUAAGUUGGGUAUUUUUGAAGGUAGCUGCGAUGGUAGUAUAUGUUGCCUUCUUCAUAAAGAUAGAUCUCUAAAUUUCAGUAGGAUGAAAUGAGAUUGACGAGACGACAAAUUAAUGAUAUCAUUAAUUGCUGGAAGUUAUUUGUUGAUUUUGAUUUUGUCUCAACAUAAAUGUUGUACUAACUUGUAGAUGUAUGGAAUAUUUGAUUAUUGGCUCCAUCAAAGGGUGAAGUCAUAGAUCUGUUAAGGGCAAGUCUUGUGGCAUGGAUAUAUAUACAUCAAUAUCGAG
This is a messenger RNA of Papaver somniferum (opium poppy), 2433 nucleotides long. RefSeq names its product ABC transporter G family member 25-like. The transcript has 3 exons. The record is from RefSeq and is a predicted model, not a curated record. Gene Ontology annotation, cellular component: membrane. NCBI's taxonomy places the organism in Eukaryota, Viridiplantae, Streptophyta, Magnoliopsida, Ranunculales, Papaveraceae. The coding region runs from base 101 to 2131 and encodes 676 amino acids. Gene Ontology annotation, molecular function: ATP hydrolysis activity; ATP binding; ABC-type transporter activity.